Molecule: messenger RNA, 699 nt
Organism: Darwinula stevensoni
Lineage: Eukaryota; Metazoa; Arthropoda; Ostracoda; Podocopida; Darwinulidae
Source: the annotation of a GenBank genome assembly
AUGGGGUUCAUCUACCCGGUGGCAUCCCAUUGGGUAUGGCACCCGGAGGGAUGGUUGAAGAGGACGGCAUUCAAGGACUACGCCGGGGGAGGCGUGGUGCACAUGCUGGGUGGAACGUGCGCUCUCGUCGGUGCUGUCCUCAUGGGUCCUCGCAUCGGACGGUUCCAUGGGAAGACCGGCGAACCACAUGACAUUCGAGGCCAUUCGAUCCCUUUGGCUGCACUGGGCGGAUUCAUCCUGUUGUUCGGUUUCCUGGCAUUCAACGCCGGUUUCCGGGGUCACAUCAGCCAUCUGGGCGACAGCGAAGUCAUCAGCCGAGCCAUAGUGAAUGCCCUCCUUGGUGCAUGUGGAGGCGGGAUCGGGGCCCUCGUCAUCCACCGCGUUGGCACCUUCGGACCGACGCGUGCCUGGAGCUUCCUCAUGACCCUCAACGGUGCCCUCGCUGGUCUUGUCGGGGUGUGUGCGGGGAGUGACGUCUACCCAACGUGGGCGGCUCUGGUCGUCGGCGUGGGGGCAGGAUUCACCUUCCUCUGCCUUCACUUCCUCCUCCUCAGGCUCAAAAUUGAUGACCCUCUGGACGCGUUCCCAGUUCAUUUUGGGGGCGGAUUCUUCGGGAUCGUGGUCGUCGCAAUCUUCAUGGAAAAUGGAAUCAUCUUCAAUCCCACCAAGAACGCUGCCAUGGUGAGUUUCAAAUUAUAA